This is a messenger RNA of Carya illinoinensis, 423 nucleotides long. Its product is annotated as ethylene-responsive transcription factor RAP2-11-like. Gene Ontology annotation, molecular function: DNA-binding transcription factor activity; DNA binding. The record is from RefSeq and is a predicted model, not a curated record. Lineage: Eukaryota; Viridiplantae; Streptophyta; Magnoliopsida; Fagales; Juglandaceae. The transcript has a single exon. The coding region runs from base 1 to 423 and encodes 140 amino acids. Gene Ontology annotation, biological process: regulation of DNA-templated transcription.
AUGUACCUUGAAUCAAACGAUGUAACUCAGUUGCUCAGAAGGUUCGAUCACGUAGAUAGUUGGAUUGGAGGAGGAGGAGAUCAUAUGGGAGCGCCAAACGACAUCCCUCGGGGUAGAAGUAGGAAGUCAUCCUCAAGUGGACACCACAGAUUCGUAGGAGUCCAACAGAGGCCAUCCGGGAGAUGGGUGGCUGAGAUCAAGGACUCCUUGCAUAAGGUCAGGCUUCGACUGGGAACAUUCAACACUACUGAGGACGCUGCUCAUGCGUAUGAUGUUGUUGCUCGGAACUUACGCAGUGCCAAUGCUCGCACCAACUUUGAGUUACUGCAGUUCAAAUCAAACACUUGCGGUGGCGCCGGUGCUAACCAUGUUUUCAACGAGAGUGUGGAGCCCUUCUCAUUCAAGCAAGGGAGUUACAUAUGA